AUGUUCCUAAAAGAUUUUAAUUUCCGCUGUGAAGAUAAAAUAACGUCACUGAAAGGAAAGGUGUGCUUGAUAACAGGGGCGAGCAGGGGUAUUGGCGCAGAAAUAGCCAUUUGGUUUGCAUCUCUUGGUGCUAAGCUAGCUCUUACUGGCAGAGACUUUGCUGCCCUCGAGAAAACUAAGCAGAUUUGUGUCGAAAAGGGACUCGCAGAAAACGAGGUGUUCCUCAGUGUUGGAGAUUUAGCUGUUGAUACAGAUCUAGAGAGAGUCUUCAAUGAAUGCACUUCGUAUUACAACGGCACGCUGGAUGUCUUGGUGGGUAUAUACGUUUGACAUACGGUAUCGUGAUGGUUAUAUGUAAAAAUUUUA
This is a messenger RNA of Priapulus caudatus, 366 nucleotides long. Its product is annotated as hydroxysteroid 11-beta-dehydrogenase 1-like protein. Lineage: Eukaryota; Metazoa; Priapulida; Priapulimorpha; Priapulimorphida; Priapulidae. The transcript is spliced from 4 exons. The record is from RefSeq and is a predicted model, not a curated record. Bases 1 to 330 code for a protein of 109 amino acids.